GUUGAGUAAAGUGUGCUUGAGAGUCUGACCAAUCUGCCCGAUGUCUGAUCUCAUCUUAUCUGAUUUCCCUGCGAUUACGCUUUUCUUCCUAUCCACGAUGACCUCGCCGAACCUCAUCCCGAUCGCAUCCCCAGCACAAUUCCAAGAGGCGUUGUCCGCAGAUCUUGCUCGUGUAUCGCUGAUCUUCUUCUGGGCACCAUGGGCUGCCCCUUGCGAGCAGAUCAGACCCGUCGUUACCUCCCUGGCGGCCAAGUACCCCACGUUGCUCGUGCUGGAAGUCGAGGCCGAGGAACAGGCGGACAUCGCCGAGUCGUUUGAAAUCGAAGCAGUACCUGCGUUCGUCGUUCUUCGCGGGCACACGCUUCUUGGGCGGAUCAGCGGGGCGGAUGGGGCGGCGCUGACAAAGGCGAUAGCGACGCAUCUCGAUCCGGCGUCGGUGACCGCAGACGACGGCGCAGAGAAGAAGAAGGAGGAGUCCAAGGAAGAGCUGGAUGUGCGUCUGCGAGCGUUGAUGACGCAGAGCCGUGUGGUGCUGUUCAUGAAGGGCACCCCGGACGACCCCCGGUGCGGGUUUAGCCGCAAGAUCUCUGCCCUCCUCCGGGAUCAAGGUGUCGAGUUUGCGCAUUUCGACAUCCUGAGUGACGACGGGGUGCGACAAGGCCUCAAACGCCUCAACGACUGGCCGACAUUCCCUCAGCUUAUCGUGGCCGGGGAACUUGUGGGCGGGCUCGAUAUUGUCCAAGAAAUGGUAGAGACGGGCGAAUUUGCGUCAGUGGUCAAGGGCGAGUGAGGAUCGGAGAGGUGGUGCUCAUAACUUUUGGCUCAAGUUUUUUUUUCGACUAUGUCCCUCCAGCUUUCGUGCAAAAUACAUCUCUUCUCACACAAGCAGACAUUUCG
Messenger RNA from Mycena citricolor, 897 nucleotides. Lineage: Eukaryota; Fungi; Basidiomycota; Agaricomycetes; Agaricales; Mycenaceae. The record is from the annotation of a GenBank genome assembly.